UAAACCGCAAUCAAACGUACGACGCGCUCAAUCCCCGCCGCACACUCUCCGUAGGGUUUAUACGCUCUUUCCACUCCAUAGCCGACAGCAAGAACAACAAACCCUUCUCCUCCUCCUCUUUCUCAUUCACACACACUAACACCCCGGUGUGUGAAAUCCUGGGGAAGAAAUUCAGAAGAAAGACCGAUUGAAACUUAUGUUUGUACGUUUGUGAGGUGAACUUGGCGGUGGAUUUUAUUCUUUCUGAUUUAUCUAUGGGGGAGGCGGCGCCAAUUGUUUCGGGACUGGACUCCGAUUCGGCGUUGUUUCAUCGGAGGAUCGAGUUUCACACAGCGAGGAAGCCGUUCAAUGGGUUUGGGAACAAUGGUAGUAAUGGGUUUAAGCUGGUGACUUUGAAUCCUAAUUCCGAGGCCCAUAAAGCUUCCGGGUCCGGAAAGAAGUGUGAUAAGCCGGAGCUUCCUGAGAUUGGAUUGGAUCCCGAGCUCAGCUUUGAGAUUUCUUUCCGCAGAAUUGGUGCCGGCUUACGCAAUCUUGGAAAUACUUGUUUCCUUAACUCAGUACUGCAAUGUCUGACUUAUACUGAACCAUUAGCGGCUUAUUUACAAAGUGGCAAGCAUCAAAGUUCUUGUCGUACUGCUGGCUUUUGUGCUCUAUGUGCAAUCCAGAAACACGUAAGCCGUGCUCUGCAAUCAACCGGGAGAAUUCUAGAGCCUAAAGAUCUUGUUUCAAACUUGCGCUGCAUAUCUAGGAACUUUCGAAAUGCCAGGCAAGAAGAUGCUCAUGAGUAUAUGGUGAAUUUGCUGGAAUCAAUGCACAAAUGCUGCUUACCAUCUGGUUUGCCCAGUGAAUCACCUAGUGCUUAUGAGAAAAGUUUAGUCCACAAGAUAUUUGGCGGUCGCUUAAGGAGUCAGGUGAAAUGCAUGCAAUGCUCCUUCUGCUCCAAUAAAUUUGAUCCUUUCUUGGAUUUGAGUCUGGAAAUAGUGAAAGCAGACUCGUUACGUAAGGCACUUGCUCAUUUUACGGCUAAAGAGCAGUUAGAUGGAGGUGCUAAGCAGUAUCAGUGUCAGCAAUGCAAACAGAAAGUUAAGGCUCUGAAGCAGCUAACAGUUCACAAGGCACCCUAUGUACUUACUGUUCACCUUAAGCGAUUCGGUUCACAUCUACCAGGGCAAAAGAUUGAUAAGAAAAUUGCUUUUGAACCUACCUUGGACUUGAAACCUUAUGUAACUGGCCCCUAUGAUGGGGAUCUGAAAUACACUCUCUAUGGUGUUCUUGUUCAUGCGGGUUGGAGCACUCAUUCUGGCCACUACUACUGCUUUGUCCGCACAUCAAGUGGCAUGUGGUAUUCCCUUGAUGACAAUCAGGUCAUCCAAGUUAACGAGAGGAAAGUUCUGGAACAGAAGGCCUAUAUGUUGUUUUAUGUUCGAGAUAGGAGAAGUUUCCCAACAAAGAAACCUGUUGAUGUUGUGCAUAAAGAGAAGAUCGUUAUGAAUGCAGUUGGAAAUGCUGCAUAUUCAAAAUUCAAUCUGGAGUUAAGAGAAAAAAGUCAAAAUGGCUCAAUCGAGAAAAAGUUAGAUGGUUCUUUUUCUGCUCCUUUAUCUGCGAAAGAUGCACAAGUCACCACUACGCCAAGGGAGAUCCCUUUGAAGAAAAUAUCUUCUCAGAAUGCAGAUGGCAAAAUGGAUGAACAGGACCAUUCUACUAUUGAUGUUAAUUCUGUGGGCCGUAAGGGAGAGUCAUGUUCAACUGUUGGGUACUCUGGUUGUACUGCUGCCAAAGAUGUUUCCCGCAACAACAGCUUCACUGUUACGCCAGAUAAAAAGCCAUCUGUGGGCCUUUUCCCCGACUGCAAUGUGCCGCAAGAUUCACUUAAGAAAAAGGGAUCAAGUGAUGUAGUCAUUCCAUCCGCAUGCUACAAUGACAAUCCCAAGGGAAAUCCAAGUGAAUCAACUCAGAAGCCACCAAACAGCAGUAUCCUCUACUCAUCAUCUGGAGACACAUGCAAAAUGGAUGGCACCAAUUCUGAAAUGCAUGAUGGUAAGAUCAUGCCAAUGGCGGUGAUUGCGGAAGCAUGGAAUAAAGUGAGCCAUGAGAAAUCAUCAAAGCAGAACAUAAAUGGCGAGAGUCAGAUUGGAGUGGCCCCUAGGAAGACUGGUGAUAAGGAAACUCGUGGAGAUGGGCACAGGAUGAGAGGUGUCAGAUCCAAGUUAUCACUCUCACCAGCCACAGGAGAGCACUUUUGUCUUGGGAUUGCUGAGACCAAAAGACCCGAACUGAAAGUGAAAAGAAAGCUGUUCAAGUAUCAGGUUGCCGCCAUGUCUCUCAGCUCCAACAUUAUAUUUGGUGCACAUUUUUGCAUGAGAAAGAAAACUCACAAGCAAAGGAAGCGUAGUUCUCAGCGGAAGAACUCUCCCACUUGGAAACAUGUCUUGGGUGGGAAUGACUUACCAUCAGAUCUUGGGCCAUCUGUUUCUGAUGCAUCAUUACCAACUCACUCUCAGAAAAAGAAAGCAGAACGUGGUUCAGAUGUUGACAAUCAGAAUUUAAGCGUUAAAAACACUGGUGGCAAAGGUCAAAUAUCAGGUAAUGGUAUCAAUAAUGAAUUUAGAGAGAGAGUUGUUCGAGAUGGCACCACACUUUCAGCUGAAAAGCAGCCACCAGUAAGGCAAUCUGCUGCUGAAGAACCUGGAGAUUCUGAAGGUUACACAUGGGAAAUGAGGCAGACUGGUCUGAUGAGCAUACUUACUCGAGGCUUAGAAGAGACAACUGUUGCUCGCUGGGAUGACAUGGAUGUUUCAGUUUCAGACAACUCAGAAGCAAGGGAAGCAAGGGCAACCCAAAUCGGAUACAUUGGCGAUGAAUGGGAUGAGGAAUAUGACAGAGGAAAGAGGAAGAAGGUAAGGAGCUCAAAUAUUAGCUUCGGUGGACCGAAUUUAUUCCAAGAAAUCGCCACGAAAAAUUCAAAAAGAAAGAGAGGGAAAUUGGACAGAUCGAGCUUUAAAAGCCAACCAUUUAGGAUAUGAUGGUGAUGGAGCAUUGGGCAUGUUGCGAUGUUCCAAGACAAGAAUCUCAAUCCUCGUUAAUUCCUCAGCCGGUUGCUAUGAGUUUGUUGGUACAAGGCUUCAGAUAUGAGUUUUGUUAUAGUUCCUCCUCGUAAUCGAGUUUUUCCUUAUUUUUAAUUUUAUUCUUUUCUUGCUUAUGGCCUCAUUUUGAGAAGAGAGGCAGGCUGCCAGAGGCUAUAGUUUGAAGUGAAUUUGGAAGACAUGAGCUAUGAUCAGUGUAGUGUAUCAACCCUUACAGAUUGUUCAGUUUACAAAAUUCCCUCACACAGUCCGUUUUCCUUUUAGGAAGUUCGUCAUUUUG
This is a messenger RNA of Sesamum indicum (sesame), 3363 nucleotides long. It is a transcript of the gene UBP23, whose product is annotated as ubiquitin-specific protease 23. Gene Ontology annotation, cellular component: cytosol; nucleus. Gene Ontology annotation, molecular function: cysteine-type deubiquitinase activity. The record is from RefSeq and is a predicted model, not a curated record. Lineage: Eukaryota; Viridiplantae; Streptophyta; Magnoliopsida; Lamiales; Pedaliaceae. Gene Ontology annotation, biological process: protein deubiquitination.